UAAACCCCCAGGGUCUGACGUGGAAGAAACCAAGAGGAAGGGUAGAACCGAGAUUUUAGACAAUUUCCAUUCUCACUGUUUCCUCAUACAGCAAAUGGAAGGUUAAUUUAAUAAUCUGCUUCUAACGCCUGUUCAGCGAGGAAUCUCCCUUAAUUGAAAGAAAAAGCCUCUAAACAAAUGAGCAAAUCAUGGGAUUGAUCCAUACUUGGUGCCAAACUGCUGAAGCUUGUGCUUGAACGGGGCUUGCCGUUAGCAGAGACCAGAUCUGUUGCUGGGGAUGAAAUGGGACACGCAUCAACACUGAGUUGAAUCCAAAGGGGGAUAUUUCAUCUCUCCUCCUUGCUUUCCGCUCGGGAGUUUACAGAGGGGUUAGACAGAACAGAGGACCAUCCGUACUGCUGUAAAUGACCCUCAGAAAGCUCUCUGACACUACGCCAGCAUUUGAUGGUAUGUGAAUAGAUGUCCUUGAGGUAGUUUUCAAGAGGAAUUUGCUCUCCAAGGAUGAAAGGAACGUCUCUAUGAAGAGGAAUCGGAUUCAAUCGUUCUAGCAAACAAGUAAUCAAGCUUAGAACAGCUUCAACGAGAACAUGUUGACUCAGGAAGCUCUGUUAUAACAAACUUAAAGCUGUUUCUUGGCAUGAAAAACACAGCUGAGAAUCAGCAAUGAAUACACGUGAUUCAAGAGUUGUCUUCACGAACGAAUUAUUCACGGAAAUUUAACAAGAGUUUUGAACAGAUUGGCACAUUGCACCCAGCCGAUGAACCUCUCCGAUUCCAAGGCGAGUUUUGGAAGAGCGUGCCAGUGAAGGUUCAUACUCUGUGUCCUGACUUUUGAGGGAUGCUCGAUCGAGACAAGGCUUGACUGGAAAGAUGUCUACAGGGAAUACUGGAAGAUAGAGGACUGAUUGCUUUUCAUAUCCAUCUCACUACCAGAUAUGGGUUGAGUGCAGUAUUUGAAUGAUGGUAACCAUAUCAUCAAUAUUCGAGAUUCUCGUGAACUAAAACAAGACGUAAAAGUAACAGUUAAUGUAUCAAAUUUAGUCAGCUGAAUCUGUAUUUACAAAAGCUGUGGCCAUUACUAACCCUCGUGGUUUCUUACGAUGAAUGUGGAUUUGGUUCCCUGCCAUUAAUGGACUGCUGAUUAAAUCUGCCUGUGCAACAUUCCCCGUGAGGACCUUUCGCCUAAAAACAAAACGGAAGCCGAGGGUUGAAUAACGGAUUGAGAUUCAUGUGUCUGUGGAUGUCUCCAUCUUGCUGGGAAUGUGUUCAUGAUUCACUCAGGAGAAACAUGCGCUGUAACAUACACGUGUUAACGUCUCUGACCUUCAUAUUUGGAGCUAUCACUGUGGGGUCGCUGUGUCUGUCUGUGUCGACAGAUUGCUGGCUUGUAACCAGAGAACAUAUCAAACCUUUCGAUGAAGAAGGAAAUAUUAUAAAAAAUGCCUCUAAAUUUUGGCUACAGACAUGGUCUGGAUUAUGGAAAUAUUGUGUAAAGAAUGAAUAUAUGGUGUCUGCCGUCUGUUCCCCCAUAAGCUACCAAGUCGGUAACGAAGGACGAGAAAACGAGGCUGAAACGACCAUGACGAUAAUUGGAGCCAUGCGGGGAUCGGUGCCUCUCCCUGUCACAGCGUUAAUCUUGGCCUUAAUUGCCGCUAUCCUGAACGUCAUGGGGAGUAUCCACGCCGACGUCAAGACGUUAGUGUGUGCUGUAUUUUACGUCCUAGCGGGACUCGCUCUGGCCGUCGGGAUAAUACUCUACAUCUCUGCAAUAAACGACGAGGUCGGCUACAGGGCCAGCUCCAAGAAAGAGGCUGGAGGCUUCGAAUAUGCCUACGGGUGGUCGUUUUUCUGUGCGGGAAUUUCAUUUAUGUCUUCCGAGGUAGCGGCUGUGAUUUCUGUGACUUUAUAUCUCCGGCGCAAUGCUAAAGUGGAGGACAUGAUCCGAAUUAUUCCUGGAUUAGAGGAAAAGGUGGAUUCUGACAUCAUGAAAGAAGAAGGUAUAAACAAUCAAACUAUAAUCCUGUGAAUGUUUCCGGUACCUGAUUCCUGGUUUUCAAGUGAUGACCAUUUUUAUUGGGAAUAAGUUUUAGUGCUAGAGCCAACUCAUUAAAUGAGGUUAUUUAAUACGUUGUGGCAUUGUAGUCAACGUUGACACGAGACCCUAAUUGUUUCCACUGUGUUUCUAAGGCGAUAUAUUAACGAUGAAUCAUCAUUGCAAAGUUAAUUGCUUCCAUGCGUUGUUAUCUAAUUGAAAAACAAUGUUUGAGUUUAUUGAAUGAGCA
Messenger RNA from Haliotis rubra (blacklip abalone), 2282 nucleotides. RefSeq names its product voltage-dependent calcium channel gamma-5 subunit-like. Lineage: Eukaryota; Metazoa; Mollusca; Gastropoda; Lepetellida; Haliotidae. Gene Ontology annotation, cellular component: AMPA glutamate receptor complex; postsynaptic density membrane. Gene Ontology annotation, molecular function: channel regulator activity; voltage-gated calcium channel activity. Bases 1229 to 2026 code for a protein of 265 amino acids. The transcript has 5 exons. Gene Ontology annotation, biological process: calcium ion transport; postsynaptic neurotransmitter receptor diffusion trapping; neurotransmitter receptor transport, postsynaptic endosome to lysosome. The record is from RefSeq and is a predicted model, not a curated record.